CGUCGUCGUUAUCGUCGCCGUCAUCGUCGACAGAGCGAGAAAGAGCUCGGUCUUCCUUCCGCUCCGCGCGCCACGCCGUGCAGUGUCGUGCCGUGUCGUGUCGUGUCACGUAGUAACCGCGCCAGGCAGCGUCUUUUUGAUCGCGCGUCGUCGCAGGGACACGCGACAAGCGAGAGAGAAUUCUAGGGUGAAAGAAGAGCUACAUCGCGAGGGAAAGAAACGGCGAGUUCGCCAGUAGUAGCAGACUUCAGGGCGUUCAAGCGAUCGCCGUUUAAUCGAGCACCGCUCUCGUCUCUCUCUCUCUCUCUGUCUUUCUCUUUUCUCUCGGCUUCUUCACCCCGGCGCAAACAUGAAUGAAGAGUACGAUGCGAUCGUCCUCGGCACCGGCCUAAAGGAGUGCAUCCUCUCGGGCAUGCUGUCUGUCAGCGGUAAACGAGUGCUUCACAUCGAUCGCAACAAGUACUACGGCGGCGAGUCGGCCUCCAUCACGCCCCUCGAGGAUCUUUUCAGCAAGUUCAAGGCCCCAUCGCCGGACGAGAGCUAUGGCCGGGGUCGAGACUGGAACGUUGACUUGAUACCAAAAUUCCUGAUGGCGAAUGGUCUUCUCGUCAAGCUGCUCAUUCACACGGGCGUGACACGUUACUUGGAGUUCAAAUCGGUGGAGGGCUCGUACGUAUACAAGUCGGGCAAGAUCUCGAAGGUACCGAUCGAUCAGCAAGAGGCCCUAUCCAGCGAUCUGAUGGGCUUAUUCGAGAAGCGACGAUUCCGCAGCUUCCUCAUGUGGGUGCAGAAUAUGCAGGAGGACGAUCCAAAGACGUGGGAUGGCUUUGACCCGUUCAAUAACAGCAUGAGCGCUCUAUACAGCAAAUUUAGCCUGGACAAAAACACGCAGGAUUUUACUGGUCACGCGUUAGCAUUAUACAGGGACGAUGACUACAUAAGCCAAACUGCGAUAACUACCAUCAGAAGGAUCAAGUUAUAUAGUGAUAGUUUAGCGCGAUAUGGAAAAUCGCCAUAUCUCUAUCCGAUGUACGGUCUAGGUGAACUUCCUCAGGGUUUCGCGCGACUUAGCGCCAUUUAUGGUGGCACGUACAUGCUGGACAAGCCGAUUGAUGAAAUCGUCAUGAAGGACGGCAAGGUGGUCGGUGUUCGUUCCGGCGAUGAGGUAGCUCAAUGCAAACAAGUUUUUUGCGAUCCCACAUACGUAUCUGAUCGCGUGAAGAAGGUUGGUCAAGUAAUAAGAUGCAUAUGUCUCAUGGAUCAUCCUAUACCAAACACAGCUGACGCAUUAUCUACACAAAUCAUCAUUCCUCAAAAGCAGGUCGGUCGCAAUUCUGAUAUAUAUGUAUCUCUCGUAUCACAUACUCAUCAAGUUGCGGCAAAAGGCUGGUUCAUCGCCAUGGUCUCGACCACAGUGGAAACGAAGAAUCCGGAAACCGAGAUUAAACCCGGUUUAGACUUACUCGGUCCGAUUAGGCAGAAAUUUGUCAGCAUCUCCGAUUAUAUGGUUCCAGUGGACGAUGGUCUCAACAGUCAGAUAUUCAUAUCCACUAGCUAUGAUGCCACUACUCAUUUUGAAACCACCUGCUUAGAUGUGCUCGAUAUAUUCAAGCGCGCCACCGGUGAGGAGUUCGACUUCAAUAAGGUCAAGCAUGAACUCGGCGACGAGGAUCAGUAACCGUAAUCACAGAAUGCGUGCAUGCAUUAUAUACAUCACAUGGAGAAAUCGAAACGUCAACGUAUUCGAGUAAAAAAAAAGGGGGAAAACAUCGCUCGACGAUUGCUGACUGCGUUGGCAUGCGACAGUGUCUCAAGGCAGAUACCACAGAAUAAGUCAAGCUGCGAGCAGACCUGUGCCUAAUUAUGUAGAUUCUCUUUGAUAGAGGAUGAAACAAAGGCAAAGUUGGCUAAAUUCCUUCUCUACUAAUCUCUCUCUGUCUUAUUAUCUUAUCUCGUCCUAAUCUCGUCCUAAUCUCGUCCUGCCGUUCCUGCGACACAGUCCUGUCCAAAGCGCACGAAUCCUCCACAUUCACAUGAAAAAACUUUCGGACUCUAUUUCUACGACUUCGAACACCGGAUUAUAUAAGGUAACAUCCUCUUAUAAAUUUAUAUUUUACACGAAAUGUGAAUCCAAUCUGCCAAUAUACGUUUGAACAAAAAAUGAUAAUAAAAAAAGCAAAGAUAAAGGUAACCAAGAUAUUUGUCAUACAAUGCGUAUAUACAAUAUCUAUGUAUCAUAUUUUAACGUAUCAAAAUACAAGAGAAACGUUCAUCGGCAGAUUAAAAUUGUACAGAAAAAGUUUGCAGGUACUGUAGCAAUGUCAUUAUGUUGCUAUAAAAUAGCUACGAUAUAAUUGUUAAACUGACAAUGAUACAAUGUAAGUCAUAUCUCUGUUUAGAUUAGCACCGCUAAUUCCUAUAGAUAUAGACGAGAUAUUUCUGAAGAAUUUCUGAAGAGGUUAUUGUGAAUCUGGAUAAAGUUUAUCUGUAUUUAAACUUUUUUUUUUAGAUUGUCUAAGUUGCAUUUAUUAUUUCGAACAAAGUAAUCGAGCAAUGAUAUAAUUUUAUACGAAUCGCCAAAUGGCGGGCAAAAAUAUUCCAUUGACUUUUCCUUUGCUUAUUGUCUGUGUAGCAAAAUUAGGCAUAGCAGAGAUGUAAAAUGCAUUAUUCGAUGUGUACUCGCGUAUAUAAUUGUAAUUAUGUUUCAUCUUCCAAAUCCGUUUUUCCCGUUAAAGUAAUAUUCGUUUAGGAAACGAAUCGUAACUGUUGCGACAGCACGAUUAGACAGGUAUCUUCAACGUGCGUUCAGAAACAAAAUUAGAAAUAGAAAAGUCGCAUGCUCAUACACGCUUGCAAAAUAGACAAAAUCGAGAGCAGAUGAA
Pogonomyrmex barbatus (red harvester ant) is the source of this 2882-nucleotide messenger RNA. It is a transcript of the gene Gdi, whose product is annotated as GDP dissociation inhibitor. Lineage: Eukaryota; Metazoa; Arthropoda; Insecta; Hymenoptera; Formicidae. Gene Ontology annotation, biological process: protein transport; small GTPase-mediated signal transduction; vesicle-mediated transport. The record is from RefSeq and is a predicted model, not a curated record. Gene Ontology annotation, molecular function: Rab GDP-dissociation inhibitor activity. Gene Ontology annotation, cellular component: cytoplasm.